Messenger RNA from Oreochromis aureus, 728 nucleotides. Its product is annotated as interferon alpha-inducible protein 27-like protein 2. The record is from RefSeq and is a predicted model, not a curated record. The transcript has 4 exons. NCBI's taxonomy places the organism in Eukaryota, Metazoa, Chordata, Actinopteri, Cichliformes, Cichlidae. The coding region runs from base 21 to 287 and encodes 88 amino acids. Gene Ontology annotation, cellular component: membrane.
UGUGUGUUGUCUUUGAAAGCAUGGACAUAGGCUUGGAAGAAAUAUGCAGGGCAGUCCUUGGGUCUGCAGGACCUAAUGGAACUGUGAUUCUGACUCCUGCCAUUGUUGCUGCAUCGGGGUUCACUUCAGCUGGAAUAGCAGGAGGCUCCAUCGCUGCCAAACUGAUGUCAUAUUUAGGUGCAGCAGGUCUGCCAUGGAUUGCCACUUUAUUGUUUGGCAAUGUUGGAAAAGCAGCAGGUUGGAUGUUCUCAUUUGCGUGUAAUGUGACUGUUAUAUAUGAAGAUUAACACAAACUGGCCUAUAAAUAUUUCCUCCUGUGACAAAUCUCAAUAUUCUGAAUGAAACUUUAUUCUUAUGUGUAAAUUUCCAACACUCAGAUAAAGCAUGAUUUGAGAACUGAAUCAUUGAUUAAAAUUGUUGCUGAUUUUUAUCCAUCAUUUUGAAAUAAAAUAUCAUUGUAGAGGAUGAAGAUCUUUUAUCAGAUCCAAAGACUGAUAUGAUGCUUCUGUUCUCUUCAUGAAUUUAAUUUGAAAAUGAAAAAACAUGCAAAAUAAAAGUAUUGUUGUUUUUAUUGUAAACACCAUCAUAUAAUGUACAGUAACAAUAUCAAAUCCAUAGUCCAUAAAUGUAUCACUCUUACAGACCAAGUAAUCUAUCUGUAUCUAAUGGGCUCAAACACCCGUUUCAGUCAGUGACGGGCAAUUUACACGUUUUUUGUAAUGUGUUUC